GAUUAUAGCUAUUGGAAAGAGAAAUGGCCUAUUUUAGUGAAAUUUGUAGAAUUUGUUUAUGCGAUAAUGUACGCAUGUAUGUACUAAAGAAGACUGGUCUCGAAAAUUUGUACAAAACAUUGACGAAUAGUUUUAUGGACGAGGAUGAGGAGCCCAUAAUUAUCUGUUUCACCUGUCAUGCAAGACUCAUUCGUUGCAGAACAUUACAACAACAGGCUAUUGAGUCAAAUGCAAUUCUGGAGCAGUUGCUUGCAGGAGGGUCCAUGUCAAUACCAAAUCAUCAUGAGGCUAGAGAUAAGAUUCAAUUCACACCAAUUACUCAUAUAGAUAUCAGGCCAGUAGAGUGUGAUGUAGAAAAUAAUUGUAAGGACGAUAUGUUUAGCCUUGAAUCUGUAAAAGUUGAAGAAGAGAAUUUCGAAAUUGAGAAUUCCACAUUUGAAGAAUAUGGGAAUCAUGAAAUAGAGAGUGCUGAAAAACAAGAAGAUUUGGAGAUUGAUGCUUUUGAAGAUAGACAUACGGAUUCGGAGAACGACUUGCCGCUAAUUGCAUUUGGUUCAAAAAGUAAAAAAGACGACGAUGACAAAGGUAAAUUAAUUUAUGUUAAAAAAUAUGUAUCAAAAAAUAAAAAGAAAUCACCACCAAUUCCUCUUGCAUCAUGUAGUUGUACGAGGGCUGCACUAAAAGUAUCGGGAAUUGAAUAUUUCCACUGUUCUUGUGAUUAAAAUCUUUUUAAUUGAAAACCUCUUGGUUUUAAAAAUCGAAUACCAUUUAUUUAUUUAAAAAAAGAUUCUCGGUCUUUUCACAAGGUUUUGUCAAACUUGUUUAGUCGUUGAGAAAAUGGAAUUGACUCGAGAAAAUUCAAGAGCGAUGAUUUAUUAUGACCUUCGAAGUGAUUUAACACAAAAACAGUGUGUUGACCGGAUGAUUUCAGCAUUUGGUGAUGAAGCCCCAUCCAAAACCACAAUUUAUCGCUGGUUUGCUGAAUUUCAACGUGGACGUGUCAAGCUCAGUGAUGAUCCCCGUCAAGGUCGUCCAAAAACUGCAGUCACCCAAGAAAAUGUUGAUGCUGUGCGUAAGCUGAUUGAGGAAGAUCGACAUGUGACAUACCGCGAAAUUCAGGCAACUUUAGACAUUGGCAUGAGUCAAAUACAAAUAAUCUUGCAUGAACAAUUAGGUGUAAAAAAGUUGUUUUCCCGAUGGAUACCGCAUUCGCUCUGUGAAGAGCAAAAAGCGGCUCGCGUUACUUGGUGCGUCAGAACUCUCGAAAGAUUCCACGCAGGAUCCUCAAGUGCUGUAUACAACAUCGUAUCAGGUGACGAAUCCUGGAUAUACGCGUACGAACCCGAAACAAAAAACCAGUAUCUAGUUUGGGUGUUCGAAAAUGAGUUAAAGCAACGCGUAGUGUUUCUAUAUAGUUUGUGGUUAAAGCCAACAAAAAUUGUUCGUUCACUGAGUGUUGCAAAAAAAUGGUGGCCACGUUUGUCUCCAACACCGUAUCAUCCUCCAUCACGACAAUGCGAGUUCUCACACCGCACACAGAACAAAAGAGUUUUUAGAGCAAGAAAACAACAUUAUACAUACAAAAAAAAUUAUUAGACAAUCCGCCGUACAGCCUCGACCUAAGCCCUAAUGAUUUCUAUACUUUCCCUAAAAUAAAGAAUAAAUUGCGUGGAUAGAGAUUUUCAUCACCUGAAGAAGCUGUGGACGCCUACAAAACGGCCAUUUUGGAGACUCCAACUUCCGAAUGGAAUGGUUGCUUCAAUGAUUGGUUCCAUCGUAUGGAAAAAUGUGUCAAAUUUCGCGGAGAAUACUUCGAAAAGCAAUAAAUACAUUUUUAAAUAGUAACAGUGGUAGAGCCACGCGGCGGCUUUUGCUGUCGCACGGAUGGGCCGGCUCGAACCGGGGUGGUACCACGACCUCACAGAAUACCAACGUGAAGUAGAGGUUUACCUCUGCGUUUCGCUUGGUGAGUGCAGGUGGCCGGAGGCCCUUUUUACUGGAAAUGAGGCAUUCCAUCUUAGUCCUCACGGGUGACAACGCAUCUGCAUUUUGAUUCGCAAACGAGGAUAGAUGUAGAUGUCUAUGAGCCGCAGCAACCACUUACCAUCAGGUGGACUGUGUGCUUGUUUGUCACCCUUAUCUUAUAAAAAAAAAAAACUUCACUAUUUAAAACGUCACUUCCUUGAUUCCCGAAAUUUUCAGUGCCGCCCUCGUACUACAUGUAAUACUACAUGUACUGUAGAGAUGUACUAUACAUACAAAAUUUUGUUCUUUAAUUACUUAAUUACUUUAGUCACAUCUAGGUUCCGCAAUAAAAUAUCGUGCGCCCAGCUAUACGAGCGGUUAUCAGCUAGUGUUUAAUAUAAUGGAUUUUCGCAAUGUAACGCCUGAUUGUAUUGAUAAUCUUUUUGUCUUGCCUUUUUAUUUUUAGGAUGUGAGUAGGAGGGGUGAUCCAAAAGUAAUUAUUGAUAGUGAAUAUUAAACACGGUGAUUAUUGCUAAAAAAAAAAAUUAUUUUUCCACAUAGUCUUAACAAGUCAACGCAUUUAGUCCAUUUUUGUAAUAAUCCCAGAAUUCUCUUAGAAAUAAAUCUUUCUUAAGUUUCGCUAUCGUCUUGCAAAUGUCUUGCCUCGAAGGUGUUCCUUAAGUCGAGGAAAUAGAUAGAAGUCACUGGGAACCUAGAUCUGGUGAAUAGGUUGGGUGUUCAAACAGUUCAAAUCCCGUUUGGCAGCCAUCGCAACUGCGGCUUUGUGAGCCGGAGCGUUGUCUUGUUGAAACAGCACUCCAUCUCGUCUCAUCGUCUUUUUCUUUGAUAGCUUCCUGCAAUCUUCUUAUUUGGCCUGCGUAGUCGAGAGUAUAAGCCCGAAAUAAUGGCUCCCUUUUCCAAAUAUUCCACCAUAAUUAUUCCUUCAAAAACGGACGCCAUAACCUUUCCCGCCGAACUUGGCACUUUGAAUUUCUUUGGCGUCUGGAGGAGGCUCAGUUCCAAACCAUUGAUUGUUGUUUGGUUUCAGGAUCGAAAUGGUAGAUCCAGGUAUCGCUCAUGGUCACAAAACGUAAUAAAAAAAAUCUGAUCUGCUUGGAACCUUUCGAGAUUAACCCUCGAUAUGUCGACUAAUUUUUUCUUUUGCUCGUCGGUGAACGUUCUCGGUACCCAACGCGCAGAGACCUUUUUGUUAUGCAAUUAGUUCGCAACGUUUCUUUGAACACUGUCACAUGAGAUCCCUGUGACGUCAGCUAUAUGCCUGAUGGUCACUCUUCGAUCUACCAAUACGACGUCUUCGACUCUUUUCACUUUAUCUUCAGUUAGGGAUGUGAAUAGGCGUUCAUCUUCCGUGGAUGUUCUGCCCAUUUGAAACUCCUUAGCCUAGCGUGCAACUGUGGAAUAUGGAGGAGCAGAGUCCCUCUAAUGUUUCACCAAGUCACUGUGUAUAUCUUUGGUAGACAUUUUUUAAACAGAGAGAGCUCAUUAAAUUUUUCUCCAUUUUGUAGUUGUCUCUUUGAUGAUUCGUAUUCAAAUGAAUGUACCUCUCGAGAAUCGUAGCCUAUUUAUUUAGACGUUUGGCGCGUAAAAAUUAGAAUGGCCUAGCACUUGACUUGACGGGUUAGCAAAAAUCAAUAUUUAAGGUUAACUGAGGUGGUAGGUGUAGCCUAAUGCUAUAUUAUUCCUAUACUAUUUCUCAUGUAAAAACCCUUCCACUUUAUUAUAUUAGUAUAGAUUACAAAGUUAUAAUGCAGUUAUUGUGUUAUGUUCUUGUUACUUUUAUGUUUAUGUCACUACUCCUUAGGUGUCGUUCCAAGCUUAUGGAAAACAGCCUUAGUGCAUACGAUUCCUAAUAAAGGCUGAAACCUAUCCAACUAUAGGCCUCACGCGGUACCAUGAAGAGCAUAAGCUGAUUAGUGACCUUCAAUACGGUUUCCAUCGAAGCUGUUAGGAUCGAUUGGACGGAAACGGCGUGUAUGUAUGUAUGUAUACAUACAUACAAAAUACAUACAUACCUACUUACAAAUUAACUAUUUUAUUGGUGCCAGUGGAGGAGGGACCUGAGUUGCUAGCAUACUGUGUAAUUUUACGGCAAACAAAAAAGCCUCCGAGCUACCAGGGCUUGUUAUGAAUCUUUGUAUGGCCUGCAAAUAAUUCCUCUAUCUUAAUCUUCCCGUAAACUUCCUCUGCUGAACAGGGAAGAAUCUCUCCCAAUGUAGGGAGAAUUUGCCUUGAGCGUCACGCUUGGCAUAAGACUGACGAUCGCAGAACCAGACGUGAGCACCUCUGGCAAUGUCGCCUGGCGCCGGUCUGGAUAUUUUACAUCUGAAGUAAACGAGCUGGUUAUACCGCCAUCUGUCGGAAGUCAUCGGAUUUUUCUGGCAAACCCAAAGUCGCCUCUUACGAAACCCACGGGACAACAUGUAACGAUGAAUUCUCUUAUCCCUCACUUACACGCCAACAUCGACUGUACUGUGUGUAUAACACUAGUUCUGUGUGGAGUUCGAAACAGCAAUUAUUAGAUUAAUGUAAUUAUAACAUGGUCAGAAGAACCAUUCUUUCCUAUCAAAAAAGAAAAUGAGAAACAUUAUUCGGAGUAAUUGGCUAAAAUACUUUAUAUCUAGCAACAUUAUUUAGUAUAAUUAUGUAAAAUAUUAUAAUUUCUCUAUUUUUGCAUGGGUUAACCGAUAGAGAAUGCCAUAAGGCUUAAACUCCGCCCAUUGUAAACCGUUUAAGGUGUCUUGCAAUAAAGAUGCAAUAAGUUACAAUAAAUAAAAAGUUUAACUACGACAAAUAAUUUUUCAGAAACUUCUGAAAAGAAGAUUAAAUCAAAUUCUACUGAUUGUAACAUAAACGAUGUUCGUGGAGAAAACCUCGAUUUUGAAGGCCCUACUAUUAAAUCAAACCCU
Messenger RNA from Parnassius mnemosyne (clouded apollo), 4892 nucleotides. Lineage: Eukaryota; Metazoa; Arthropoda; Insecta; Lepidoptera; Papilionidae. The record is from the annotation of a GenBank genome assembly.